UUGAAGCUCCUCCUGGCUGACGCUGUCAACAAUGUCAUUUCCGCCCGGUGUAAAGUCGAACUGGCGGGAAUCUGUGCGCGCGCGACUUCACUUUAAAUCUCCUCUCCUCGGUCUUCCGUUAAAAUUCGGUUAAUAAUGGCUCGCGUGCUGAACUGUAUAGUCGCGGUUUGUCCCGAUAUGGGAAUCGGAAAGAACGGCAACUUACCCUGGCACCCGAUCAGACUCAGUAAUGAAUUCAAGCACUUUCAGAAGAUGACCAUGACUCCUUCAGUAGAAGGUAAAAAGAACGUGGUCAUCAUGGGCAGGAAGACGUGGUUCUCGAUCCCAGCGCAGAAUCGGCCUCUCAAGAACAGAAUCAACGUCGUCCUGAGCCGAGAGCUCAAGACAGCUCCGGAGGGAGCACACUACCUAGCGGCUGACUUUAGCUCGGCGCUCCAGCUGCUGGAGAACCCAGAGCUGCAGACCGAAGCAGAUCAAGUGUGGAUAAUCGGCGGCAGCUCGCUGUACAAGGAGGCCAUGGAUGCUUCGGGACGGAUGCGUCUGUUUGUAACGAGGAUUCAGAAGCAGUUUGAAUGCGACACGUUCAUCCCCAACAUCGACUCGGAAAAGUUCAAGCUCCUGCCCGAGUUCCCCGGAGUACCGACGGGCCCGCAGGAGGAAAACGGACUCCAGUAUGUAUUCGAAGUCUACGAGAGUGUGGAGCAGUGAUGGAACGUUUUUGCGCUCUCACGGACUGAUGAUAUCACGUCUUUGAUUUACGUUUUCUCAUAAAAUAAAUGCUGCAUAAAACGA
This is a messenger RNA of Trichomycterus rosablanca, 792 nucleotides long. It is a transcript of the gene dhfr, whose product is annotated as dihydrofolate reductase. The coding region runs from base 136 to 708 and encodes 190 amino acids. Gene Ontology annotation, biological process: glycine biosynthetic process; tetrahydrofolate biosynthetic process; dihydrofolate metabolic process. NCBI's taxonomy places the organism in Eukaryota, Metazoa, Chordata, Actinopteri, Siluriformes, Trichomycteridae. Gene Ontology annotation, cellular component: mitochondrion. The transcript has 6 exons. Gene Ontology annotation, molecular function: NADP binding; dihydrofolate reductase activity. The record is from RefSeq and is a predicted model, not a curated record.